GUUCCUCCGUCAUCCAUCUCUUGGUGCUUGCCCUCCCUCUCCCUAUCUAUCUCUUGAUAUUUCAUCGCGCAUAAUGAGUGACGGUGACUGGACUUGCGACGCCAAUGACGCCGUCCAACUGACGAUCGUCCAACCCGGCGAGCAGAAGGUCAACACUCUUUCGACCUUUCACCCUCAAUUCACAUAUCCUAUCUUUGGCGAUGAUGAGCAGAUCUUCGGUUACAAAGGGUUGAUCAUCCGCCUGCGGUUUGCAGCCCAUGACCUCCGCCCGCAUAUCCAUAUCUCUUACGAUGAGAAGUUCAAGCCAGUCGGGGAUACGGCUGCCCUCGACUUGAUAAAAACAGUGGAGCCAUUUGUCUCUGAAGAGGCCUUUACUCUACUCCCUGAUUACGAAAAGGCUGUCCAAGAAGACGAGCACGCCAAGGAGUUUGUGCCCCCGGGCAAACUCGUUCACAGCUACGUUACUCGACAGAGAAAGUAUGAGAUAUGGGCCGGGUCUCUUGCUGAUCCCAAGGUUCGGCAACUAUUGGAUCGUGCACAGGUUUUCGUCUCGCUAUUCAUCGAAGCCGGCACACCUCUGAUCACCGAUGAUCCUAUUUGGACGCUUGAAAGAUGGACAGUCUACUUUGUGUAUGAGAAGGUGGAGCCGCCAACGCCAACUGCCUCCCAAUACUCCAUUGUCGGGUAUGCGACAACCUAUCGCUGGUGGUACUACCAGAAAGAUUCCAUGAAGGAGCGCGCCGUCCAGAACGACCCAUUCCCGGCCCCAGAAAUCAGACCGGCCCAGCUCCCAUCUCGGCUGCGGAUCGCCCAAUUCUUGAUUCUUCCUCCUCACCAAGGUUCGGGACAUGGCACCCAUCUUUACACCAUUAUCCAUGCGGCAUGCGUCAACGACCCAACAAUCACAGAGCUGACUGUCGAGGAUCCAAAUGAGGCUUUUGAUGCUCUUCGCGACACCGCAGACUACCACAUCUUGCGCCCGGAGUUCCUCAAGCACAAGGUAGACAUCAACCCUGAUCCUUACGGGACACAGUCCAAGAAGCAGCGUCCUCGGCGUGUCCCUACUUCCACCCUCAUCCCAACCAAAGUUCUGCAUGAUAUCCGCUCGACGUUCAAGAUUGCCUCAACCCAGUUCGCCCAUAUCAUGGAGAUGUUCCUUCUCGGUCGAAUCCCCAGCAAAAACCGCCUUGCUGGUGGGGCCAAUAUGUCUCGGCUGCUCAUUAAGAAGUACAACGCAGAAGACCCCAACGAUCGUCGGUAUUACUGGUGGCGCAUGCUCACCAAACAGCGUCUCUACAAGCGUCAUCGGGAUGUGCUGAUCCAACUGGACAUGAGUGACCGCGUUCAGAAGCUGGAGGAAACCGUUACGAAUGUCGAAGAGGGGUACAACGCUCUGCUCAGUGUCUUCGACGCUCGCGAGGAUGCCUUGAAAGCAAAGGAGGACGAGUCAGAUGAGCUCGCGGCAUCAGAGUCAACUGCCGUCGUGGGCGAGGACAGCGCAGGCCCGAGCGGGAAAGAACAGGGGGCUAAGCGAAAGCUCGUGGUUGAGGAUGAAGAUGACGAAGAGGAAAAUGAUGACUCGGCAUCCAAGCGGGCAAAAGUGUGAAAAAUGCCGUCACGCCACGCCUUCAAUGCUUUCUCCCCCGGUCUAUGCAACAAAAUUCGCAUUGUAAUAAUAACCGUUAUGAAUUCCCAAGUCCACCCCACCCGCCCAUUAUGACCAUAAUCAUAUAUCCAACACCCAAUUACC
Messenger RNA from Aspergillus heteromorphus CBS 117.55, 1750 nucleotides. It is a transcript of the gene hat1, whose product is annotated as histone acetyltransferase catalytic subunit HAT1. Bases 74 to 1606 code for a protein of 510 amino acids. NCBI's taxonomy places the organism in Eukaryota, Fungi, Ascomycota, Eurotiomycetes, Eurotiales, Aspergillaceae. Gene Ontology annotation, biological process: subtelomeric heterochromatin formation. Gene Ontology annotation, cellular component: nucleus. Gene Ontology annotation, molecular function: histone H4 acetyltransferase activity. The record is from RefSeq and is a predicted model, not a curated record. The transcript is spliced from 4 exons.